Molecule: messenger RNA, 2340 nt
Organism: Nematolebias whitei (Rio pearlfish)
Lineage: Eukaryota; Metazoa; Chordata; Actinopteri; Cyprinodontiformes; Rivulidae
Gene: plod2
Product: procollagen-lysine, 2-oxoglutarate 5-dioxygenase 2
Exons: 20
Coding region: 1-2268 (755 amino acids)
Biological process (GO): peptidyl-lysine hydroxylation
Cellular component (GO): endoplasmic reticulum
Molecular function (GO): L-ascorbic acid binding; procollagen-lysine 5-dioxygenase activity; iron ion binding
Source: RefSeq, a predicted model, not a curated record
AUGGAGUACCUCAGAUUUUGUUUAGUGUUCUGCUACUGGAUCAAGUUUGCAAGUUCUGUCCUCUCUAAUGCCCCUCAGUCUCUUGCGGCUAUUCCUAAAGAAAAGCUACUGAUCCUUACUGUUGCAACCGAGGAAACAGAUGGUUUUCACCGCUUCAUGCAGACUGCUAACUAUUUUAACUACACUGUGAAGGUGCUGGGUAUGGGAGAAGCAUGGAAAGGGGGCGAUGUUGGUCAUUCUAUUGGUGGAGGGCAAAAAGUCAGGCUACUGAAGAACACCAUGGAGAUUCUUGCUGAACAGGAAGAUCUUGUUGUUCUGUUUGUGGAUAGCUAUGAUCUGAUCUUUGCUGGGGGACCAGACGAGCUUCUCAAGAAGUUUCAGCAGGCCAAUCACAAAGUGCUUUUUGCUGCAGAGGGGCUGCUAUGGCCAGAUAAACGUCUAGCUGACAAGUAUCCCUCAGUCCGCAGUGGCAAGCGCUACCUCAACUCAGGAGGUAUAAUUGGCUAUGCCCCAUACAUCAACAGGAUAGUUUCCCAGUGGAACCUUCAUGACAACGAUGAUGACCAGCUCUUCUACACCAAAAUAUACCUGGAUCCAUUGCAACGAGAAAAACUCAAUAUGACUCUGGACCAUAGGUGUCAGAUUUUCCAGAACUUGAAUGGGGCCGUUGAUGAGGUGCUUCUCAAGUUUGGAACAGACAGAGUAAGAGUAAGAAACACAGUGUAUGACUCCUUGCCAGUCGUUGUCCAUGGCAAUGGAAACACCAAAAUAUACUUGAACUACUUGGCUAACUAUGUCCCCAAUACAUGGAACUACGAUCAUGGAUGCAGCCACUGUGAUGAUGAUGUUCUGGAUCUGUCUCAGUUACAAGAGUACCCAAACUUGUUAGUGGGAGUGUUCAUUGAGCAGCCAACUCCGUUUCUGCCCGAAUUCUUCCAGCGGCUGCUGACUCUGGACUAUCCAAAAGAUAAACUGAAACUUUUUGUUCAUAAUAACGAAGUUUACCAUGAAAAGCACAUCCAGAAGUUCUGGGAGGAGAAUAAGAAUGUGUUCAAGAGUUUCAAAGUUGUGGGACCAGAAGAAAAUCUGAGCCAAGGAGAGGCCAGGAACAUGGGAAUGGAUCUUUGUCGUAAGGAUGUCACGUGCGACUACUACUUCAGCAUUGAUUCGGAUGUGAUGCUCACCAAUCGACAGACGGUCAAGCUCCUCAUUGAGCAAAACAGAAAAAUAAUUGGUCCCCUUGUCACUCGUCACAGCAAAUUGUGGUCCAACUUCUGGGGAGCCUUGAGUCUGGAUGGGUAUUAUGCACGCUCCGAGGAUUAUGUUGACAUUGUACAAAGGAAACGCGUGGGCGUGUGGAACAUUCCUUUCAUGGCACAUGCAUACCUCAUUAAGGGCAGCGUCUUAAGGAAUGAACUUAAAGAAAGGAACUACUUUGUUCUGGAGAAACUUGACCCAGAUAUGGCUCUGUGUAGAAAUGCCCGCGAAAUGACCAGUCACAGAGAAAAAGACUCCCCUUCUCCGGAAUCAUUCCAUAUGCUCAGGCCGCCAAAGGGAGUUUUCAUGUACAUAACCAACCGUUAUGAGUUUGGGAGACUCAUUUCCACAGCCAAUUAUAACAUUUCCCAUUACAACAACGAUUUGUGGCAAAUAUUUGAGAACCCAGUGGACUGGAAAGAGAAGUAUAUCCACCAAAACUACACUCACAUUUUCACUGAGAACUUCUUGGAGCAGCCUUGUCCAGAUGUGUUCUGGUUCCCAGUCUUCUCAGAGAGAGCCUGUGAUGAACUAGUUGAGGAGAUGGAGCAAUAUGGCUCAUGGUCUGGAGGCAAACAUGAGGAUCGUCGCAUAGCCGGGGGCUACGAGACGGUGCCCACGGAUGACAUUCACAUGAAGCAAAUCGGGUUUGACAAAGAGUGGUUACACUUCAUCCGAGAGUUCAUUUCCCCUGUCACUUUAAAGGUUUUCUCUGGCUAUUACACAAAGGGUUAUGCAAUAAUGAACUUUGUUGUAAAAUACACACCUGGUAGACAAGCCUAUUUGAGGCCCCACCAUGACUCCUCCACCUUCACCAUCAACAUCGCUCUAAAUAACAAAAAUACAGAUUUUCAGGGCGGAGGUUGUCGAUUUCAUAGGUAUAACUGCUCCAUAGAAUCACCAAGAAAAGGCUGGAGCUUUAUGCACCCAGGGCGUUUGACUCAUCUCCACGAAGGCUUACCUACGACUAAUGGCACACGCUACAUCGCAGUGUCCUUCAUUGAUCCUUGAGCUGUUGUUUUAUAGUGAACUCUAAAUUAUUUUUUUUUCUCAUUUAUGUUUUCUUUAAUGUUUUGGAUGCAU